AUGAUGCUGUCGCCGUCAGCAGGCUCAGGAGCAAUCAACUCCAUCUUGGAUGCUGUCACGCUUGCAAACUGGAUUGUUUGCCUGCGUCCAUUCUCGGCACUGGAUGAGGCCAGUCGCGAACUGGAGGCCUUUCAGAGCGAGCGCUUGCCAUGGGUCAAGGCUUCAUUCGAGCUGUCCAAGGUCUUGAAAAAUAUGCUAGCUAGAAAUUUGAAGGCAAAGAUCAUCAGGACCGUGUCCAAGAUUGGAUCCCAGUCCCUGACGCAAAGGAACCUGAUCAAAAUGACUCAAAACCAACCCUAG
Molecule: messenger RNA, 300 nt
Organism: Linnemannia hyalina
Lineage: Eukaryota; Fungi; Mortierellomycota; Mortierellomycetes; Mortierellales; Mortierellaceae
Source: the annotation of a GenBank genome assembly